Exaiptasia diaphana is the source of this 4569-nucleotide messenger RNA. Its product is annotated as potassium channel subfamily K member 9. Gene Ontology annotation, molecular function: potassium ion leak channel activity. The transcript has 2 exons. Gene Ontology annotation, cellular component: membrane. Bases 92 to 1006 code for a protein of 304 amino acids. The record is from RefSeq and is a predicted model, not a curated record. NCBI's taxonomy places the organism in Eukaryota, Metazoa, Cnidaria, Anthozoa, Actiniaria, Aiptasiidae. Gene Ontology annotation, biological process: potassium ion transmembrane transport; stabilization of membrane potential.
CUUGCAUAUAAGGCAUUGGCAGUAAGCGGUCAAGGACCUUGCAAACACCACAAUCAGACCAGGACUUCCAUACACUGACCGUUAACAGAACAUGGGGGUAUUUUUCCUGAAUUUCCUUAGGGCUUUGAAAGGGCCAACGAAAAACUUACUUCUUAGAACGACACUUUUUUUCGUAUAUCUUCUUUUCGGUGCCGCAGUAUUUCAAACCAUUGAAUCCGGCGAAGAAAGAAGGGAAAAGCAUCAUUUUGAUAUAGUUCGACAAAACCUCAAGGAAAAGUACAACAUCUCUGAGAAGGAAAUGGCAAAUUUGUUUAUGGAAAUUUCCAAGGCAGUCGAUGAGGGCUACUUUGACGUGAAUUACGAUCGCUGGAGUUUCGCUGGUUCGCUUUUUUUCACCGGAACAGUUGUCACAACAAUUGGAUAUGGUAAAAUGGCCCCAGCAACAGUAUGGGGGCGUAUAUUUUGCAUUUUCUACGCCAUAUUUGGAAUUCCGAUCACAGGCCUUAUGCUCAAGUCCAUCGGGGAGCGAAUAACAGAAGGCAUUGCCAAUUUCUUUCGAUUUAUAGAUCGACGAAUAUGUAAUCGCGAUCCACAGUCAAUUCAUAUGAAGACUGUUAUAGCAGUGUUUGUCAUAGUUAUAUCAAUGCUUCUCGUACUAGCUGCUCUAGCAAUGGAGUAUGAAGGGUGGACGUACUUUGAAGGGCUAUAUUUUGGUUUUAUCACGUUAAGUACCAUUGGUUUUGGCGACUAUGUCCCUUCUCAUCCAUCAGAAAACAAAGAUCACCCAGCCUUUGUCAUCAUCUUUACCGUAAUCACCUUUGUAUACUUCACUGUGGGACUUGCUCUAGUGUCCAGUGCUCUUCUAGCGAUUAGCCGUUUGUUUGAGGACGAGCCGCCAUGGGGAUUUAUUUCCUUGGGAAUGAAUCCAGAUGAUGACGAUGAAGAUCGAAUUACGCGACAAAAACUUCAAGCUCAACGACUCGACGCGAAAAAUGAAGCCCGUUAAGUUUACGUUUAUUUUUGUAGAAUAAUCUGUGGGUUUGAGAAACACUGCUGGCCACGAUGUGUCAAUCUUUACCGAGGAACAAACGUAGGGUUUAACGCUCUAUACAAUGUAUUGGCAAGGGAAUCCUAAUAAUUAACACCGCUACAAGCCACUGGAGUCAUUUAAGAAAUUCUGGUUAUUCACACUAAAGAUCUAAUAAUUCUGGGAAAUAUUUUGUUGUCAUGACAACGUUUUUACCGAAUUAUGAAGGUAUUUGCGAAGGUCUGAGUGCAUAUAAGUGUAAUCACCAAAGCUGGGCACUGUUUAUAAAAGAAUUAAUAGGAUGGGAAAAUAUAGAAAAACAAUAAACGAAACUAUACUAAAAACACAGAAUAACAUUCCUGAAACUGAACGUAUAACAAGUGGAUUUACGAGCAACAUGUUACAUGGUAUAAGAAUGGUGCAGAAUCGGUCAAUGGUAAUCUUCAACAGCAAGACGAAACCGAAAUCGCCAGGYCACGUGAAAGUCACGUGWGGGCAUCAAUUCAACGAGUUAAUACAUAGUUUUCUGGUAUGUAUGGGCAAUAUAUUUAUUUUUUGUAUGAGAUGUAAAUAAUUUAUCUGUUAUAUAGUCACGGGUGUCCAUCGGGGGUUUACUGAACUUUUGACGAAGGUUUAAUCGAAAAAGGAUUAAUUUAUUUUAUUUCUAAUAACUUAUAUUAUUAUUUAAUGUUUUGCAACUAACAAUUGAGCUGUUUCGGUAUCGAAUAGUAACUUACUGACUGAGGUGAAGUUUGCAAACUAGGUACUGUUCUGGUGCAUUUUAACAGUGAUCAUACUGAUGUUAAUGUAUUUAUUUUUUUAGAACGUCGUAAGCAAACUAAAAUUUAAUUGCAGAAUAUUCCAUGGUUUGACAUGUAAUCUUCUGAAACUACUAAUCAAAGUAAAACAAAGUACUCCCUUUUUGUAAAGGAGUCUCUCAUUGGAGAGAAGGUUUCUAUUCAUGCCAAACUGUCUUCAGAAAGUAAUCUUUCUGUUUUAAAAAGAUAUGGAAUACUAUUCGGACAGUUUUAAAUCGUUUAUAUACCUGUUUCAAUUGCUAGUGAUAACAGAAAAUCGUCAUUCUGGGACUACCUUCACAGUUUGUCAAUACAAACAUUAAGAAAUGAGUAUGUYGGAGAGGAAGGAUUAUGAAAUUCAAGUGUAAUUUGGCUAUCGGUCUGUAGCCUGCGUCACAUCCGGACAAACUUUCGAACCGAAAGUUUGUCCGGAUGUGACGCAGGCUAUCGUUCUGGAGUUUGACCACUUUCAUUAUCAAAGUCUAUAAAUGAAAUACGUAUAUAUCGAGGAUUAUCAAAAAAUCCACAUCAAUAUCGUUCCAUAUCUGUUAUUCAAAAUAAUUACGAAAGCUAAUAUAUUAUCUUGUAAUGUAUUAUAACAGAGAAUUAUAUAUAUAUUAUUAUUAUUACUAUUAUUAUUAUAUUAUAUCAAGGUAAGGAGCGACUCUGGAAGUUGACUUAUAGCCUCGGGUAAGGCUUACCAAAAUAUUUUUUCGGCUAAUGUGGGAUAUAUGACGUCAUGUUUUCAAGCUAAUUCGAAUGUCUAGUGAAUAUCUUUAUAAUCUCAUUAGAAAGGGUUCUAGUUGUAGCUUUUAGAGUGAAAGCAUAGUGUUUGCAAUAAAAACAUGUAAUGGCAYCCCUGCGCGUGACGCAGAUCCAUAUGGACGACCAAAGGGACGAUUUUCGCUCUCGGGAACGAGAAUCUGUUGCCUCUUUUGAUUGACCUUGUGGGACUUGGUAUAAGUCGCUUAAUUUGCAUGAUGGUGAGGUUAGUCUGUAGAAAUUUUCCUUCGCACUCAAUGGUCGAGAGUCGACCACGUGACGCGAUAGUGUCUGCCGCAGAGGUUUUAUAUCAGUGCAUAGAGCCCACUAAUUUUAGACUGCUUUGCAGACUUUCAAUAUUUAUGAUCGACAACUUCGCUGAAUACAUAAUUAUAGUAUUUACCAAGAGCAUGAAUAUAAAUUGCCUGCAAAGCAAGCUAGCUGAAUUUUGCUUGCUUUAGAAAAUGUCGUUGUUGAAUAAUACUAGAUAACAACGAAGAUCUCGGGCAUUUUGCUUUGAUAGUUGCCCUUGGAAACUACACCAGAUUUUCAUCAAAACUUCAUAGGUUUUCCAUUUGUUCUUCAGAACAUUCAGUUUCCAUGGGCAGCUAUCACUUCAUAAUGCUCUCGUGAUUCAACUUCUCUAUUGUUUAAAAAAAAGAUCACAUUGUCCUAAAGAAGUUUGGUGUUAAUCAUGAAGAUCAAAAGUGAACAAUUGAUAGCUUUUCAAAAGUGCUAGAUUUUUAGUAACAAAUGUACGGGAAUGUGGAAAAAUGCGGACGCAACCAGCAUUCUAUACAUUUCUUCAGAAAUUCUAACAUUUUUUAAAGCCAGUAAAUCGUUCGUUGUUGAUGUGAUUCAAAAACAAUUUUGAUAUAUAGUCUUCUUUCACCAUCAUACCAUUUAAGGGAAUUGUAACCAGUCUCUCACGGCACGAAGUCAGGCGAUCUAUUUGACGCAUCAUGUCACAAGGUCUGUCAAAUUUAUGCUUUUUCUCUUUCUGAUUUAAUGUUGAAUGUUUUCACUCUGUUAGCAUAUUUACUGUUCGUAGUCGUGGUUAUAGGCAUCCUCCUUCACAGGAGACUCGGUACUUCCUGUGUUGCUUGAUUGGCAACCAAGCAAGCAAGAAUAGUAUCGAGGCCAGUCCUCUCCUCUUCCUCUACUUGCUAAAGGAAGCACGACACGAGUUUCCUGCGAUGAACUAGGAAAAUAUUCAAGAGAAAAUCAUUUUGUACCGUUACAUUCUAUCAGUAUAUUGGUCUUUAAGUAAUGGGCUAAUCAACUGUAAUCAAGAGAUAGAGAAUUAUUUUCUGCAGUCCAAAUCUAUCAAUACUAUUAAACAGCUUAUAAACCAAAAAAUUAUUUUGACAAAGAAUAUUUUAACUACAGUAAAACAACGUAGCGAAUUGUCCAUGAUUAGGUUUGGAGGAAACGUUUUUGACUUAAAUAGGGCAAGGACUAGUAGCUAAGUAGUGGCGAUAGCUUUAAUGUUUUUUUUGGUGCUGACGAACUGUAAUCAAAAAGAGAAUGCAGGAAAGGUCUUUUAUCAGAACAUAUGAUAACUAUAGAUACAUAAUAUUCAGUUCCUGCCUUUCUUUAAAGUGCACCUAAACCCUCAAAAAUGACAUUUUUUUUCUCAAAUUUGGGAAGUUUCUAAGAGCUUUGGCGAGAAAAUGACUCAAUCUCAUUCAAUUCCUGAUUUUGUGCAAAUGUUUUAAGGUGGAUUUCGGAUGGAGAGCUUCGAAAGAAGUAUGGAAACGAGUGUGACGUCAACCCACACAAUAAGACAAUACCUUCUCUGAUAUUUGGUGUGUUGUUACAACCGUAAACAACACCGAUUCGGCAUUUUUAAUUCAAAAAUCUUUGAAAACUCUACUACCAACAGUGUUUACAUGASGGUUUCGCAGUAUCUGAUAGAGCGGAUUUCGUAUGAGUGGGAAACGGACGGUACUGUACUGUGACUGUAAUCGUACUGUAAUCAAA